Linum tenue is the source of this 657-nucleotide messenger RNA. The record is from the annotation of a GenBank genome assembly. NCBI's taxonomy places the organism in Eukaryota, Viridiplantae, Streptophyta, Magnoliopsida, Malpighiales, Linaceae.
AUGCCUGUUCUAACCAAAACUUGCCGGAUGGCAUUGUCCGCUAACGAAGUGUGGGGAGCGAUUUCUGCUGCCACAAAUAUGUACCCGGCCGCCAUGCCUAACCUGAUUGCAGGCAUCCGAGUGACCAGCCGAGACGGUGUUACUGCCGGUUCGGUUCGGGAGAUCACUUUUGGAACUGCCACAGCAGGUAUGGUCAGCCAGGCGACCGAGCAGAUUACCAGGGUCGACCAUGCCACUCGAACCGUCGAAUCCACCUUUAACAAUGAUAGGAACUUCGUGGGCAGACACUUUCGUUCUGCCUCCUUGGUCGUAAAGGUGGAUCCCAACAACGUCGACGAUGGCCCCAACUCUCGAGGUUCCACAAUCACCUGGACUUUGACCUACUCAUGGAUUUCGGCUACUGCAUCAGGCGGACUCAACUUGGACGUUUUCUGGAAUGCUAUAGAGCAGGGAUUCAAGGAUUUAGACACUUACAUCUAGGCCCCCGCCCAUAAAAUCCUUCAUCCAUCAUCCAUCAUCCACUAUGGCUAUGCACCACGCUUUUUUAAUUUGCCUUUCCCUCUACUCUUUCUUUUUUAUCCAUCUCAUGUUAUAUUUAUGCACGUUGGUGUGCAGUGCUCAAUAAUGGAUCACUCUUGCUCGAUCUUAUCUUCUUCU